Molecule: messenger RNA, 2301 nt
Organism: Diaporthe amygdali
Lineage: Eukaryota; Fungi; Ascomycota; Sordariomycetes; Diaporthales; Diaporthaceae
Product: lpha beta hydrolase
Exons: 9
Coding region: 1-2301 (766 amino acids)
Biological process (GO): fungal-type cell wall (1->3)-beta-D-glucan biosynthetic process
Cellular component (GO): cytoplasm; fungal-type cell wall
Molecular function (GO): 1,3-beta-glucanosyltransferase activity
Source: RefSeq, a predicted model, not a curated record
AUGCCUGCCGAGUCGAGGAACUUCUAUCCCAACCUCCAGAGGCAGGUCACUGCCACGGCGAGCGGUUCGAAUGUGGUGAGCUAUAGCUCAGAGCUCGGUAAGGACAAGCCUAUCUUGACCCUAAUUCACGGAUAUCCGCAAUCCUCUUUCAUCUGGCGUAAUGUGAUCCCAAAGCUCAGCAAAGAGGUCUCCUUCUUUGUGCCGGAGCUUCCGGGUUACGGUAUCAGCAGCCCAGCGAGGAGCAGCGCCCCGAGAGACAUUGGCGGUGCACUCCUCGAGGCUCUCCAAUCUGUUUUCAAGCUCUCCGGGUCGUCACCUCGGCGCCUCAUACUCGGGGGACAUGACCGCGGCGCGCGCAUCUGUCAUCGCUUGGCCGUGUCCAAAGCCGACUUCCCAUUCGUCAAAGUCAUCGGUGUGGUUCUGCUGGACAUCGUCCCUACCAAAGUGCAGUGGGACAAUUUCUCGAACCCGGCCGUUGCAACAGGCUACUUCCAUUGGCCACUGCUGGCCAACGUCGAGGUAGCUGUUCAGAUGAUCAAGGCGUAUGGGGGAGCGCAGUGGUGCCGAAACGCGCACAUGAGGCUGGCAGGCAGCAAGGAAGGGCUGGCUAGGAUCCAGUCGGACAAUGCCAUCGAGAUCCACGCUGAGCUGUUUGAUGAAGAGGAGACGUUGCGGCACACCUGCGAGGAUUAUGCGGCCGGAGCUGCGCCCGAGUAUAAAAAGCAGGAGGAUGACCAGAAGGCAGGCAUAAAGAUUAAUGUUCCGACUUUGGUGAUGUUCUCCCAGCAAAACCUCGGUGCGAAGAUGAACGUCGCAGGUAUUUGGAAGAACGACUGGAUCGAGGCUGGCGUGUGGAGCAUAGCUGAGGGAUGGAUGUUUCAAAAUGGGAUGAUGCUAGAAUAUCAGCCAGGUCUGUAUCAGGUCGAAAAGGAUUCUGGUUCCGAGAGGGGAGAGCAGAAAGGGUUGACGUCACUGGUGUCAGCCGUCAUCGCUGCCUGGAUGCAUGUGCACUCAAUGCUCGGGGACUCAACAACUCUUCCUGGCGAGAAUGAAAGAAAUGGACUGCGUGGCGUAAUACAAAUCAAAAUGAGCAAACCGAUUCGAUCAGUUGAUGUCAAAGGAAGGUACUUCUGGGUGGACGGCAAACGACUCCUGGUCAAAGGAGUUGUGUACCAGGACCGCAGCAGAUUAAGCGACCCGCUCUCCGACGACGGAAUCGUGGACUUGCGAAGGGAUUUGGAAGUGUUCGAGGAGCUGGGACUCAACACACUCUUUGUUUACCAGGUUGAUCAUACGAAGAACCAUGAUGCAGCAAUGAAACUUCUUGAGGACUCCGGCAUCUAUGUCUUGGUUUGCCUGUGCACUCCAGAAUGUUCCAUCAACAGAUUGGCACCGCUCGAGUCGUACAAUCAAGACUUAUUGGGCCACUACUUCUCCACCGUCGAUUGCAUGGCAACUUAUUCAAACACCCUUGGCGUGCUGGUUGCGAACGAAGUCAUCAAUGACCAGGCCUCAACAGCUGCUGCACCUGUCAUCCGGGCAGUCACCCGGGACAUAAAAAGAUAUAUGGCUCUAGCUCAUGAAGCUUCCGAGCAGCGUAUCCUGCCCAUUGGCUACAGCGCUGCAGAUGUCAGGAUGAAUACCAGGCCAUCUUUUGAUUAUCUCACUGCUGAUUCUGUGGAUGAAUCUAUCGAUUUCUUUUGCUUUAACAACUAUUCAUGGGCUGGUAGGAACUCAUCCAUGGAGAUUUCCGGAUACGAUCAACUCGUCAACGAGUUCUCCGACACGCAUAUUCCCGUCUUUUUCUCCGAGUAUGGGUGUAAUACCGUCAAGCCCCGCGUGUUCCACGAGACCACAGCUAUCUACUCGCCCGAGAUGACACAUGUAUUCUCUGGCGGUUGUGUAUACGAGUUCCACCAGGGUCCAAGCAACUAUGGCAUUAUCAAAACAUCGCAGCGUCCCGACGGAAGUCAUCGACUGGUCAAGACCGAUGAGUUCAAGACGCUCAAGAAGAGGCUCCAGGGGUGCACUGAGCAGCCCAGCUCAGUUGAGACGCCGGAAACAGAUCAGGCUGUAGCGGCGACGCAUGCGUUUCCGGAACUUUCAGACACGUGGAGAGCGUCUCGUGACGUGCCUCCCAGCCCCAUCGACUGGGAAGCAGUGUGUUCACAGCUGGAUCUGAGGUCGUGGGUCGUACUCCGGGAUGACAUGCAGAGAGGCGGUACCGUGCCGAGGCAAGCCGAUGAUUUCAACCUAAGUCUCCAAGUUGCCUUGGACUUGCAAAUUGGCAAGAGACGAUGA